ACGCAGCGUUCUGGAGCUCCAACACGCAGACGGCAUCUCGCGAGUUGGUGGGAUAAAAAUAACUCUCGCCCUCUGCCUGUUUGGCGUUUUUUUCCUCGUUUACUUCGCUUUGUGGAAAGGAAUUAAAAGUUCCGGGAAAGCAGUGUGGAUCACAGCCACCUUCCCAUACGCCGUCCUGCUGAUUCUGCUCUGUAAGGGCUGUACCCUGCCUGGGUCGCUUGAUGGCAUCAUAUACUACCUCAGUCCUCAGUGGGAUAAGCUCCUGAGCUUAGAUAUCUGGAUUGCUGCAGCUGCUCAAAUCUUCUUCUCGCUGGGUCCGGGUUUUGGUGUCCUGCUUGCCUUGUCCAGUUACAAUAAAUUCAACAACAAUUGUUACCAUGACGCCCUCAUCACUUCCGCCAUCAACAGCUUGACAAGUUUCCUGGCAGGUUUUGUCGUGUUUACCGUGCUGGGGUACAUGGCCCAUGUCCAGCAUAGAACUGUGGAGACAGUGGCCAGGCAAGAUGUCGGCCUUAUCUUUGUGGUGUAUCCUGAAGCAGUGGCAACUCUAGCCGGCACAUCAUUCUGGGCCGUCAUUUUCUUCUUUAUGUUGAUAACACUGGGGCUUGAUACCACGUUUGGUGGACUUGAGGCUAUUAUCACGGGUAUAUUGGACGAGUGGACCGUUCUACGUAAGCACAGGGAGCUGUUUGUGGCCGGUCUCAUGGUCUGGUGCUUCAUGGGGGCGCUGGUCACAACAACUUACGGUGGUAUUUAUGUGGUGCAACUGAUGGACACGUAUGGGGCGCCAAUUUCCAUUUUACUCGUCGUGUUCUUAGAAGCGGUCGCUGUCUCGUGGAUCUACGGUGUGGACAGGUUUAGCAAAGAUAUCGAAUCUAUGCUAGGCUCACCCCCAGGACCUUUCUGGCGCAUCACCUGGACCUACAUCAGUCCCGUGUUUUUGUUGACUUUGUUUAUCCUGUCAAUCAUGGAUUCCCCGCCCCCUCAAUAUGGCGCCUAUGUUUACCCUCAUUGGGCCUUGACCCUGGGCUGGCUGCUGGUGUGCACGUCUAUCAUGUGCAUCCCCGUCUACAUCGUGGUGUCGUUCUUCAGGACACCAGGCAAUCUCAAGGAGCGAUUGUACGCCAUGAUCACACCGACGGAAGUACCCGAUCACCUGCCCAAGAAAGAGCUUCCGGUCUACUUGUAGACGUCUGCUUCCGGUGUUUAAGUCCAGUUGUCGUGCAAUGACGGACUACCCAACUCCUAUCGGCGUGAACGACAAAGAUGAAAACAUUUCAAGUAUUACGGUUACCUUGAUCCAUUUUUUGUUUUGAUUAUGUAAAACGCGCCUAUAAAUCCAUAAACCAAUAUAGAAUUAUAAUUAGAGAGGGAUGGGAUUUAAUUUCUACCGCGAUAUUUUUUUCGAGUAUAAUUUAGCAAUUUCAAACAGAAAAUUAUGAAUUGAUUUGAAGCGUAGGAGUGGAGAUUCAUUUAGAAGCGUCGUUAUGACUCUAAAAUUAAACUUGGUUAUAUUUAGAUGAUUUUUUUGUUAACUGUGAAGAACAAAGUGUAGGAAGCAAUUUUAAUUAAUGGUUAGAGUAUUCCUAAAUAUAGCUGUAAUUAUAGUAACACGUUAGUAACAAUUAAAACAAACAAGCCUGUGCCAGUUCUGAUUGAUAAAGCGAGAUACAGUUUGAUUCGUCUUCCUAUUUAUUU
Molecule: messenger RNA, 1698 nt
Organism: Physella acuta
Lineage: Eukaryota; Metazoa; Mollusca; Gastropoda; Physidae
Product: sodium-dependent serotonin transporter-like
Biological process (GO): sodium ion transmembrane transport; serotonin uptake; amino acid transport
Cellular component (GO): plasma membrane; synapse; neuron projection
Molecular function (GO): serotonin binding; serotonin:sodium:chloride symporter activity
Source: RefSeq, a predicted model, not a curated record